UUAAUCAAGCGAAAAGGCAAAACGUUUUUCUCCCUUUCUAUUUCGUUUUACCAUUUACCAUUACCAUUGCCACCACUUGGCCCAAGGCCCAUCACAUCAGGCUAAAAUUAAUUGUUUUGUUAUCAUAAACAUAAUAAACAAUACAAAACACGUUCACUGAGUGCACUUUUUUAAUUGUUAGAAGUUAGUACAAAAACAUGACUAUGUCAUCUAAGGAAAAAUCCGAAGAAAUGGAAUGGUCUGCCGAAGAAGAAAUCCAAUUGUUUUUCGCAUUGGAAGGCCUCAAGCCCGUCGGUGUAAAUAAACAUUUUUACAUGGCUUGCAUCGCAGAUCGACUAUCGAGAUCGUUAAAUCGUGACAUACCCGCCGAACAAAUUUGGGCGCAUCUACGCACGUUAUACAAUCUCGAUGUUCUGGAUGAAAUGGAACCAUUGCCAUUUCCCAAUGAUCAGAAAGAUUUCUCGCUUCCCGAGACCGAAUUCAGUGUUCUGAUGUCUCGAAAACAGGCCGAAACCGAAGAGAAGAAAAUCAAUGAGGCAUCUCAAUCAAAACCAAUUGAAAAACCAGCAGUGGCGGCUAAAGUGAAUGUUGCACCAAUCAAGGAUUUAGAUAAGAAAAUUGUUGCAAAGCUUGUCGAAGCUCCAAAACGCACACCAAAGCGGACCAGAGGGUCGAUGUCAUUGGAGUCGAAUAGUCCCUCGACUACACCACCUCCAUUACAAGCCCACAAGAGGAGACGAAUCUAAGGGCACAAACAACUAAUUUGCGACUCCUAUUCGGGAGUAUAUAUAUAUAAAACAUAUUUUUGUAUAUCAUUUAAGUAAUAAUUGUUGUAAAUUUUAACACCUAAAGGUACCACAAGACAGAACCAAGUUGGUAUAACUGACAGUAGUUUUGCUUAGAUUUAAAACGUUUUCGUUUUAAUUUUUAAUUUUAGAAACCAAGAUAAAAGUAAGUGAAAUCAAAAUUAGAAACCUAACCUUCCGAUUCGUAGGCGAAGCUUUCGUUUGUGAAACUACGUCCUUAGUGGUGCUACAAGCUUAAGUUAGAGUCUUUCUAUAAGAAGUUGCCUAUUUGCACAGUAAUAAUAAUAUUAAAUAUGCAAUCAAUAACAUUUUAACCGAUAUACAUUUAAAGUGUAAUGUAUAGAGAUACAAGCAAUCAUAUAAAUUUUAUUUAAAAGAAAGUUAAAUAACUAUAGUUUCAGAAAGUGGAAAAAAGUGCAUUGACUUAAAAGUAAGAAGCAUUUAAAGUCAGGGUAAAGUAUAUAAGAAGAACUUACAUAUAUAAUGUUUUUAUGUAGAAUAUAUACCUUUUAGUCUGUUUACUUUGCAAAUUUACACACCUAUUUAUGGCCUGGUAUUCAAGAAAAUUUGAAACAAAUUUUACACAAAUAAAUACAAAAAAAGAUAAAACAAAACUCUCGAUAUUAAAAUUAUGUUGUAAUAUUAACUUUAUGUAAUUGUAAAAAUAAAAUUUCCAAAGAUAAAUACUGAAAAUUCAUAAAAUAAAUA
Eupeodes corollae is the source of this 1514-nucleotide messenger RNA. RefSeq names its product MRG/MORF4L-binding protein (gene MrgBP). The transcript is spliced from 2 exons. Gene Ontology annotation, biological process: regulation of transcription by RNA polymerase II. Gene Ontology annotation, cellular component: nucleus; NuA4 histone acetyltransferase complex. The record is from RefSeq and is a predicted model, not a curated record. Lineage: Eukaryota; Metazoa; Arthropoda; Insecta; Diptera; Syrphidae. The coding region runs from base 198 to 746 and encodes 182 amino acids.